AUGGCGUCUGCAGUGGAUACAUCUAUGAGCCGAAUGUUUCGUCGUUUGACUCGUAGAGACCAGUCUUUUUUGAUGAGACCACCUGUGCAUGGCCGGAAGCUAUUACAACCAAUGAAGAUGCCAACAAAUAAAAGAGAAAGGGAUUUGUUAGAGAAACAGGUGUAUCUUCGAGAAAAUUUACCUGUUCUGAACAAAAAGGAAACUGCCAACUAUUGGAAGUCUUUCAAGCAUAGUCUGUGUGUUGAUUUGCUCGCAUCUGGCUUUCAUUUGUCCUUUGAUGAGAUCUUCAAUCUCAUUCAAGAGCAGAAGAAGCGAAUAUCACCAUAUGAAAAGAAACAAACAUUAUUGGAAGAAGAAAAAGACAAAUUGAAUAUAAUCAAGAAACAAUUGAUGGAAGCUGAAUCUGCCAUGCUUGCUGAGAAUUAUCGACUGGCAUAUGAAGCUCGAUUGGUGUUAGCAAAUCAUUUCAGCAAUGAGGAAGACAAGUGGUUGUCCGAUCAUUUUCGGGAAACAUGUUUGGAAGUCAGUUGUCUGGUAGAUUCUGAUGAGGGUAAAACUUAUGCUGAAGGAUAUUGCAACAUGGCUUUGGCCCUCAAAGACAGUGGUGAAUAUCUUAUGGCAAUGGAAAAGUUGGAAUGGUAUUAUGAACUGACUGCUGGUCGGGAAUGGACAAAUGAUGAGGGACUCAACCUUCAUCAGCAAGCCAGCAGCUAUCUUUUCCAGAUCUACACAUUUAUAGCUAUGAAAAAGAAAGAAAGCGGUUACACAGAAGAAGCUCUUUUAUAUUUACAGAAGGCUUAUGAAAGAGCUGUAGAAGCUAAAGAUCAAAAUGAUAUUGGAGAAGCCAUCUAUAAACUUGGUCUUGCUUACCUUGAUGCUAAAGAUCCUGAUGUUGCUCUUGAGCACUUGAAAAAAUUUAUGGAAAUCUCAGAAAAACUCCACAGUGCUUAUGGCAUGGGAAGAGCUGCAAAUGGUAUCGCCUCUGCUUAUGAAAUGAAAGGUAACAUGGACAUAUGCAUGACUUACUUGAGAAUGUAUGUAGAUAUUGCCGAAAAGAAUGGCUUGGAACAAGCCUACAGCACUGCAUGUCAUCAUUUGGGUAGCAUUUGUAAUUCACUUGCAAUUCAUGAUGAAGCUGUGGAAUGGUUCAGCAAAGCCUACAACAUUUCCCGAGCUCUCAAUGACUACCAGUCCCUUGGGGCCAAUCGUGUUCAGUUUGGUACAGCUCUUGCACACAAAAUGAAUGUGAUUUACAUAAGUAAUGUGAAGAUGCCAAAUAUUGAAGCUUUGCUUAAAUGGAAAAGCUUUCGUGCUGAAGAAUUCAUUUCUGAAGAGAAUGAGGUUGAGAACCAUACUGAGACUAAUGCUGAAGAUUUGUUCUCUGACAAGAAGAAAGAGCCAAGUGAAACAGGAAAUGAGCCCACAGAAAAUGUCUCACAUGAUGCAAAUGUCAUUACUAGCAAAUGUUAUCUAUCGAGUGGCAAAAAAAGAGCAGCAGUAAUAGUCACAAGCACGCGUCAUAUCCUCCAGUCCAGUGGCUUCAAACAACAUUUUUUCUUUACAUUAUUAUUCCAUAUUCCUUAUACUGUCUGCAAAAGUGACAAAACUUUCUCUAACUACUAUGUGAUUCUAAGAGAAUCGCCUUUUUUAUCUGACGAAGUCAACCUGCCAAUACAACAAUGGUGGGGACUGUUGAAUUGUGGUUGA
Molecule: messenger RNA, 1707 nt
Organism: Acanthosepion pharaonis
Lineage: Eukaryota; Metazoa; Mollusca; Cephalopoda; Sepiida; Sepiidae
Source: the annotation of a GenBank genome assembly